Klebsormidium nitens is the source of this 1461-nucleotide messenger RNA. Lineage: Eukaryota; Viridiplantae; Streptophyta; Klebsormidiophyceae; Klebsormidiales; Klebsormidiaceae. The record is from the annotation of a GenBank genome assembly.
CUUGCUCAGGCUGCUUGCACUGUUGAUCUGGUGAGAAGUUUCAAAGAACGCAAGGUGGAAGAAGGCUUCUGUGGCCGCUCUUUUUGGCAGGACGCUAUAUUUUGAAAUCGUUCUCAGGGCGUCCUUGCAAGGCCACAAUGUCGCGGCAUGAUCGAGAGUCAACCAGGCUGUACAUUGGUCGGCUCUCAAGGUCUUGCAGAACACGUGAUUUGGAUGAUGCAUUUAGCAGAUAUGGAAGGCUGCGGGACGUCGACAUCAAGAGCGACUUUGCUUUCGUGGAAUACUAUGAUCCACGGGAUGCAGAUGAUGCCGUCUACUACAUGAACGGCAGAGACGUAGCAGGCAGUCGCAUCACUGUUGAGUUUGCACGAAGGAGAGGCGCCGCCACCAGCCGCUAUGACGACUACCCCCGUGGUCCUGCCCCCGGCACCGGGCGGUGCUACAACUGCGGGAAGGAGGGCCACUGGGCCCGUGACUGCAAGUCUGGCGACUGGACGAACAAGUGCUACAAGUGCGGCGACAGAGGGCACAUCGAGCGCAACUGCCCCAACCCCGACGCAGGCGGCAAGGGACGAGACCGCAGCUACUCCCCCCGGGGCCGCAGCUACAGCAGGAGCCCCAGCCGCAGCCGCAGCCGUUCUCCCAGGCGCGGCCGCAGCGUGACCCCCCGCAGGGACAGCCGCAGCCCUGUCCAAAAGGACAGCCGGAGCCCCGUCCGAAAGGACAGCCGGAGCCCCGUUCGGAAGGAUAGCCGGAGCCCCGUCCGGAAGGACAGCCGGAGCCCCGUCCGAAGGGGAAGCCCGGACUCCAUGAGGAAGGAUAGCCGCAGCCCGUCUCGUGGGCGUAGCUUGACCCCCGUCAAAAAGGACGAUGACCGAAGCCCACCGCCAGCCAAGGAAGAGGAGAUGAAGGAAGCCGUCGAUGCAAACGGGAAGGAGGAAGCAACUGAGAGGGAGGAUAUCGAUCUGAACAAGGACGUAGCUAACGGGAAAGAUGAUUAGGCGAAUGCCCCUGAAGCUGCCGUAUAAUGAUGGUUUCGUUGAACAAGAGCUAGGUAGCAUUGCUUGGCGAGGGCAUUCUCAAGAAGCAAACUCACAUCAGUGUCGCCUCGUUAAAAAUCAAUCCAGCGAACCCGACACCUGGGCUCGCUUGUAGGCUUCUGGCAGAGGACUUUCCUGCAAUCGGAGAUUUUGAUUGAAGUCUAGAUCACCCAUCUUUCGGUUUACGAACAUUUUCAGGCGGUCUCAAUUGGAUGCUUCGGUUGUUCACCAAGUGCAUGGUUCGAUCGAGUAGGAAAGCCGGGGCACAUGCAUGUUAAAGAUCUGCAGUCGUUAAGUUUCAAUUUGAUUGCAUGAUGUAAAAUGGUCGGAAAUUUUAUUGAUACAAACAUGCAAAGAUUUGCAAACCCUUGGGCCGCGGAAAUUUAAGCCGGCAGCCUGCCCUGGAUUAAUUCGGAAAGAG